Molecule: messenger RNA, 2289 nt
Organism: Oncorhynchus masou masou (cherry salmon)
Lineage: Eukaryota; Metazoa; Chordata; Actinopteri; Salmoniformes; Salmonidae
Product: taste receptor type 1 member 1
Exons: 5
Coding region: 16-2289 (757 amino acids)
Biological process (GO): G protein-coupled receptor signaling pathway
Cellular component (GO): plasma membrane
Molecular function (GO): G protein-coupled receptor activity
Source: RefSeq, a predicted model, not a curated record
UUGUCAAGUUAUCGGAUGUUUCAGGUGAUGAGGUUUGCUGUACAAGAGAUCAAUAACUCCAGCCUCAUCCUGCCCAAUGUAUCGCUCGGUUAUGAGAUAUUCGACCACUGCUCAGACAAAUUCAACUUUCAGGCAAUCUUAAAUAUGAUCUCCAGAAAUGGAUCAAUUCAAGUUCUGAGGUGCGUCAACGAGUAUCUGUCUAAGGUCAUAGCUGUGGCCGGUCCAUUUAGAAGCAUGGAGUCUAUGACUGUUGCUCCCAUGUUUGCGAUGAAUCUAAUUCCCAUGGUAAAUUAUGGGUCCUCCAGUUCUGUUUUAAGCGACAAGUGGAAAUAUCCCUCAUUCCUGCGAACCACAGCUAGUAACAAAGACUUAAUACAGCUGAUCAUUCUGAUUAUAAAGCACUUUAAUUGGAACUGGGUUGCAUUUGUCAGCAGCGCCGAUGAGAACAGCCAAAAUGGCCUCCAGCUGUUCAAAAGCAAGCUGAAAGACACGAAGAUCUGCUUGGCUUAUGCAAAAGAGCUCAACGAAGUGUCUGAUCACUAUGAAAUACUUCAACAGUUAGAGGGUCUUAGCAUAGAGGUCAUUAUAGUUUUUGCUGGGCAGAGCAGCGCUGUUGCGUUCAUUAAAUCAGCAAUCAAGCACAACAUACACAACAAAGUGUGGAUUGCAGGCGACAGUUGGUCCUUGAACAAGAACCUCCCCAGAUUGAGUGGAAUCAAGGCGAUUGGCACCAUCAUUGGAAUAACAGAGACAGUGAUGCCAUUACCUGGGUUUAAGGAUUUUGUCUAUUUGUCCCAAACACAAAGGAAUAACAGGCCUUCAACCUGUGAACAAACACCAUCCAGACAAACAUGCAAUCAAGCUUGUGACCUCUGUAGUGAUGUGAGCCCAGAAGAGAUCAUCGGUGAAAACCCAUCAUAUUCUUUCGCAACUUACUCUGCCAUUUAUGCUAUGGCCCACGCGUUACAUAAUUUGUUACUAUGUGACAUUAAGGGAUGCAGUGACAAUGUAACUGUGUAUCCAUUUAUGCUUCUCCGAGAAUUAAAGAGGUCAAAUUUCACAAUAUUGAACCGGCAUAUUGAGUUUGACAGCAAUGGAGACCCGACAUCUACUUCUUAUGCUAUUGUUUUCUGGAACCAGAGUGGCCAGGCCGAGAAAGUUGGCUCUUAUGAAACUGAUCCAACACUUGAUGUUCCCUUCUCUAUCAACAACACUCAAAUUCACUGGUAUGCUGACCAAGUGCCCGUCGCACGCUGUUCCCCUGAAUGUUCAGAAGGAUUUGCAAAGAAGAUAGAUGGACUCCAUCAAUGUUGUUUCCAGUGUAACGUCUGCCCUGGUAUGACUUAUGUCAACUACACAGACGACCCAUACAGCUGCAUCGACUGUAGGAAGACAGAGUGGUCCAAACCAGGAAGCACCUUUUGCACACAGCGUUCAGUGGAGUAUAUACUUUUCACAGACCCUAUCGCCAUCACACUCAUGUUUUCCACAGGUGUCCUGUUAGCGCUAACACUAGCCAUUGUCAUUCUUUUUGCACUGAACUAUGACAAGCCGGUUGUUAAGUCUGCCGGUGGGCCAAUGUGUUUCCUUCUUCUGGGCUGCUUGAGUGCAAGCAGUAUCAGUGUGUUCUUUUUCUUUGGGAAACCAACAGUGACCAAUUGUGUGUUGAGGUAUUUUCUAUUUUUGUUGUUCUACACUGUCUGUUUAGGCUGUUUCGCUGUGCGCUCCUUUCAAAUAGUGUGCAUUUUCAAAAUGGCCACCAAGUUCCCUAAGAUUCACAGCUGGUGGGUGAAGCACAAUGGACAGUGGUGGCUCAUAGCCAUAGUCUUUGUUCUUCAGCUGUUGUUGCUUACAACAGUGUUCACUGCCAGCCCUCCCACACCAGUCAGUGACAUGACAUCAUACAGAGAUCAAAUAAUACUAAAGUGUGCCAUGAGAAGAACAGUGAUCAUGUUCUUGUUAUUGACUAUAGUCUUGGCAAGUCUGUGCUUUAUUUUCUCAUACAUGGGGAAAGACCUGCCCAAAAACUACAAUGAGUCCAAAGCAAUCACCUUGUACCUGCUUUUCCUUAUACUUACAUGGAUCACUUUCUGUACAGCAAGCAUAUUAUACCAUGGUAAAUAUUUACAGUUAUUCAAUGCAAUGUCAGUGCUUUCCAGUUCAUACAGCAUCCUCUUCUGCUACUUUCUCCCGAAGUGCUACAUCAUUAUCUUUCAGCCGCAGAAAAAUACACAACUGCAUUUCCAAGGGAUCAUCCAACGUUAUACUCAAAACAUCAGUAGUAAGUAG